CCUGCAUAUAAACAGGUGAGACACAAUCUCUCACUCUCUCUCUCAAUCCAUCAUUCAUUCAUUCUCACAAUCUGUUUUUCUCUGCUCUCUCUCUGUUUCUCUUGUCACCUGAGCAGACCUUCAACCCUCUCUCUCUCUCUCUUUCUCUCUCCACCAUGGUUGAAACCAGACGCAGUUCCUCUUCCUCCAAGCGCUCUCUCCCUUCACCUCCAUCCUCUUCUCCUACCAAUUCCAAACGAUCCAAGGUCUCAGAGGAUGCAUCAUCCACUACCCCGCCUGCCCCUGUCGAUGAAUCUGGUGAACCGGUGCUGCGGCUGUCUGAUCUGACUGAAACGCCGUCGCUGAAGGCGGCGGAUGCGGUGGUGCCGGUGGCUGAUGAGGAGUCUCCUUCUGUGACGGUGCAAGGUGAGGAUUCGGUGCCGCCUCAGUCUCCAGGUGAAUCUGCGGAGAAAUCAAAGGUGGCUGACAUGGCGGUGGAGCCUGGUCGGUUGAAGAAACGCAGCCCGAAAUCGAGCCCUGGGGCUGCGUGGGGAAAGCUCAUUUCUCAGUCUUCUUCUCAGAAUCCUCAUCUAGUCAUGUGUGGUCCUGUCUACACUGUUGGUCAAGGUCGCCAAUGUAAUUUAUCGCUUAAAGAUCCCACCGUUAGCACUGUUUUGUGCAAGUUGAGCCACAUUGAGCGUGAAGGUUCAUCUGUUGCACUGCUGGAAAUAACAGGGGGUAAAGGCACCGUUCAAGUUAAUGGAAAGACUUAUCGAAAGAAUGCCCGUCUGAUUUUAAGUGGGGGUGAUGAGGUUGUCUUCGCUUCUUCUGGCAAGCAUGCUUAUAUUUUUCAGCAGCUCACAUGUAAUAGUAUUGCUACUGCUAGUGAACCUUCUCCUGUGAGUAUUUUAGAAGCCCAAAGUUCUCCAGUUAAUGGAACGCAGGUUGAAGCUAGAUCUGGAGAUGCGUCAGCUGUUGCUGGAGCUCCAAUGUUGGCCUCUUUAGCUAAUCUUGAAGAUUUAUCUCUCAUUCCACCUCCUGUUAAAGCUGGCAAGAAUGUGCAACAGAACAAUGAAGUUUCAUCACUACCUUCUGGCCAUGAAGAUGAUAUUCCUGGCAUUGAAAUGAAGGAUAUAAUCAGUAGUGAUGAACUGGCUGGAGAUUUUUCUGCUGAGAAAAAUGUUGCAUCAUCUACCACCGAUAAUGAAAAUUCUAAGCUUGAUGCUAUGGAAGCCGAUGAUGUCAAUUUGGAUGCAGAUGUUGGGAAGAUUACUGCUUCUGCUACCUUCAGCUUGAGGCCAUUACUGUGCAUGUUUGCUGGCCCAUGUCCUGAAUUUGAUUUAAGUGCUAGCCUUUCCAAGAUAAUGGAAGAGCAAAGAGAGUUAAGAGAACUCUCUAAAGAUGUUGAUACGCCAACAUUGGUCUCAACUAGGCAGCAAGCUUUUAGGGACAGUUUACAACAGCGAAUUAUUAAUCCUGAGAAUAUUGAUGUCUCAUUUGAAAGUUUUCCAUAUUAUCUAAGUGAUACAACAAAGGAUGUUUUGAUUGCUUCUACUUAUAUUCAUUUGAAGUGCAAUGGCUUUGGAAAAUUUGUUUCAGACCUGCCAUCAGUGUGUCCACAGAUACUAUUAUCUGGUCCUACAGGUUCGGAAAUAUAUCAGGAAACUUUGUCCAAGGCACUUGCAAAGCAUUUUGGUGCAAGGCUGCUGAUUUUGGAUUCUCUUUCACUGCCUGGUACAUCACCAUCAAAGGAAAUUGAUUCCGCUAAAGAAAGUUCAAGGCCUGACAGGCCGUAUGUGUUCACUAAGAGAAGUACCCAUACUGCCACAGUACAGCAUAAGAGACCAGCUUCUAGUGUUAAUGCCGAAAUCAUAGGUGGAUCCACAUUAACUUCCCAGGCUAUGCUGAAGCAAGAGGUUUCUACUGCAUCAUCAAAAGGCAGUACUCUUAAAACUGGCGAUCGGGUAAAAUUUGUUGGGAACGUUCCUUCUGCUGUCUCAACACUACAAAAUUAUCCUUCAAGGGGACCCAGCUAUGGCUCCCGGGGUAAGGUUCUGCUUGCUUUUGAAGAUAACGGGUCUUCGAAAAUUGGGGUUAGAUUUGAUAAGUCGAUUUCAGACGGUAAUGAUCUUGGAGGCCUUUGCGAAGAUGAUCGUGGCUUCUUUUGUUCUGCAAAUCAUUUACAACUUGUAGAUAUUUCUGGAGGAGAUGAAUGUGACAAAAUUGCGAUCAAUGAAAUCUUUGAGAUUGCCUCUAAUAUGAGUAAAAGUGGAUCGCUAGUGUUGUUCAUUAAAGAUAUAGAGAAGGCAAUUGUUGGGAACUCAGAAGUUUUGAAAAGUAAAUUUGAAAGCUUGCCGCAGAAUGUUGUAGUAAUUGGCUCAUACAUCCAGCAAGACAAUCGUAAGGAGAAGACCCAGUCUGGCAGUCUUCUGUUCACAAAGUUUGGGAGCAAUCAGACGGCUCUACUUGAUCUUGCUUUUCCGGAUAACUUCAGUAGACUACAUGAUAAGAGCAAAGAAACUUCCAAAGCAAUGAAGCAACUUAAUCGCCUUUUCCCAAACAAAUUGACAAUACAAUUGCCACAGGAUGAGGCUUUACUCUCAGAUUGGAAGCAGAAAUUAGAACGCGAUGUUGAAACAAUGAGAGCUCAGUCUAACAUUGUCAAUAUUCGCUUGGUUCUCAACAGAAUUGGACUGGGUUGCCCUGACCUUGAGACUCUUUGUAUCAAAGAUCAAACUCUAACAACUGAAAAUGUGGAGAAGAUCAUUGGCUGGGCUUUAAGUUACCAUUUUAUGCAUUCAUCUGAAGUUUCUAUGAAGGAUUCUAAGUUGGUGAUAUCUGCGGAAAGCAUUAAUCAUGGGUUUAACAUUCUACAAGGUGCUCAAAAUGAAAACAAGAACUUAAAAAAAUCUUUGAAGGAUGUGGUGACUGAAAAUGAAUUUGAGAAAAAACUGCUUGGAGAUGUUAUUCCACCAACUGAUAUCGGGGUCAAAUUUGAAGACAUUGGAGCUUUAGAAAAUGUAAAGGACACCUUAAAGGAACUGGUCAUGCUUCCCCUUCAGAGACCUGAAUUGUUUUGCAAAGGACAGCUGACUAAGCCUUGCAAGGGAAUAUUGCUUUUUGGGCCUCCUGGCACGGGAAAAACAAUGCUUGCAAAGGCUGUAGCUACUGAAGCUGGAGCAAAUUUUAUAAACAUUUCGACGUCCAGCAUUACUUCAAAGUGGUUUGGUGAAGGGGAGAAAUAUGUCAAAGCAGUCUUUUCUCUGGCAAGCAAAAUUGCUCCCAGCGUUAUUUUUAUUGAUGAGGUUGAUAGUAUGUUAGGGAGACGAGAAAAUCCGGGUGAGCAUGAAGCUAUGCGUAAAAUGAAGAAUGAGUUUAUGGUUAACUGGGAUGGUCUGCGUACCAAAGAUAAAGAGCGUGUACUUGUUCUCGCUGCAACAAACAGACCUUUUGAUCUUGAUGAGGCUGUUAUUAGGAGGCUUCCGCGAAGGUUGAUGGUUAACUUGCCAGAUGCAACAAACAGAGAAAAAAUUAUGAGAGUCAUUUUAUCAAAAGAAGAGUUGGCACCUGAUGUUGAUUUGGAAGCUAUAGCAAAUAUGACUGAUGGAUAUUCAGGAAGUGACCUAAAGAAUCUUUGUGUCACAGCAGCUCACUGUCCAAUAAGAGAGGUUUUGGAGAAGGAAAAGAAGGAGAGAAGCUUGGCAUUGGCUGAGAACAAACCGUUACCUGGAUUGUGUAGCAGUGCUGACAUUCGGGCCUUGAAGAUGGAAGAUUUUAGAUAUGCACAUGAGCAGGUGGGUGCAAGCGUGUCGUCCGACUCAACAAAUAUGAAUGAGCUUCAACAGUGGAAUGACCUCUAUGGAGAAGGUGGAUCGAGGAAAGUGAGAUCUUUGAGCUACUUCAUGUAAAGCUGCUCUCUGUAUAGCAUUUCUUUCUUAGGUUAUUCUUCUAUCACCUAAUGGUGUGACAGUUGAUAUGGAAACUAUAUCAUUGAUCAGGCUUCUUUUGUAUUAUAUCAUAGGUUUUCCCUUUUUCCUCCAACCCUCAUCCUCCUCUGUACUGCCUCCAAAUUUUUUUAUAGUAAAAGUAUGACAAUUUUCAAUGAGAUAAAGCUUUUUAUAGGUA
Lotus japonicus is the source of this 4104-nucleotide messenger RNA. RefSeq lists its product as uncharacterized. Bases 156 to 3887 code for a protein of 1243 amino acids. The transcript has 27 exons. Gene Ontology annotation, cellular component: mitochondrial outer membrane. Gene Ontology annotation, molecular function: ATP binding; ATP hydrolysis activity; protein binding. NCBI's taxonomy places the organism in Eukaryota, Viridiplantae, Streptophyta, Magnoliopsida, Fabales, Fabaceae. The record is from RefSeq and is a predicted model, not a curated record.